Molecule: messenger RNA, 3166 nt
Organism: Halichondria panicea
Lineage: Eukaryota; Metazoa; Porifera; Demospongiae; Suberitida; Halichondriidae
Exons: 20
Coding region: 7-2934 (975 amino acids)
Source: RefSeq, a predicted model, not a curated record
UUAAACAUGACUGACUGUUUAAUUUUGGGAAACUAUGCUCGUCUAUUUGGAGGAGGAAUAUACACAAACAUUAACAGCAUUGGGACAAAUGUAUCCUUCACAUUCAGCAAAGUUAAUAUCAUUAGCAAUACGAUUAGCAAAAGGGUACAAACUGGUGGUGGCGGAGUGCAAGUAGCGUUUUUGUCAGCAUCGGACUCUCCUGUUCCCCCUCACUCUGUGGUGUUUCGUGACUGCAACUUCGAGAACAAUGUUGGUGAAUCAGGCGGGGGAAUCUAUGUAUUUACGCCAUUUGUAGGAACGCAUGGAUUCUACUCACGAUUGGAGGGUUGCAAUUUCACUAAUAACAGAGGUUAUGGAACAGUGAAUGAAUUUGGAGCAGCAGUGGCAAUAUCACUAGCUACAAUUUUUGUGCAGCGUGUAACAGCAGAAAGGCAUGACAUUGUGAACUGUUCUUUCUUCGGGAAUUCUGGUCGUAAUGGAAUUGUGAGUAUCGGCUACUCUCCUAUCAGAUUUUCUGGCACCAAUGAGUUUGUGAAUAAUUCAGGAGCAUCAGUCAGGAUUGUCGGAACUUUAGUUGACUUCUAUGACGACAUAACUUUCAUGGAGAACCACAACCCUGCUGAGGGUGCUCUAAGCCUUUUGUCGUUUGGACAAAUGAGGAUACACAGAGGAUUGCGUAUCGACUUUAUUGGAAACAUUGGAAGGCUCGGAGCAAGUAUUACAGUAAGUACUCCAAACACAUUCUCUGCCUUCUCUAAUCUCCUUGGAAACCCGGCUUGCUUUGCCAUAUAUGAAGAAACUGGAUUGCCUCCCACAGAUUGGAAGGAUGUUUCUGUAAACUUUGACAAUAACACUGCUGUAUUAAGUUCAGCACUCUACAUUUCAAGAUUGAGUCAUUGCUCAUGGUUCAGUUACAGCCCUCCAUAUUUUAGAGAUACCUCCAUACCGGACUGGCCUAUCUGGAAAUUCGGGGAUAAUACAAACAAUGGCUACAUGGACCCACAAAAUUCAAAAUAUUACGUGGGAAGUCUCCCUAUAGAUAUUUCUGUCAAUGUGGAUGAUAUAUCCUUGUGGCCAGGAAAGAACUUUGAAAUGUCUGUGCACGGUGUUGACCAAUUCGGACAUGUCACUUCAAUAAACACACGAUUAUACCAAGCUACCAGUCAAAAUAUGUCGACAAUAAAAUUCAGCCCAGAAAUAGUUGUAAACGCUGGAUCCUCUGGAAGACAUCUCACUGACAAAUUCCCAAUUACGUACUCUGUAGCAAGUGUAGAAGCUUUCUCUGAGAUCAUCAAUAGAUCAGCUGCUGUUGGUAUAGAGGAACCAUUUGAUACAUCUUUGAGGUCUGAUGCUAAUUUUUCUAUAAGAGCAAGUAGCUGUCCUGGUGGAUACAAGCUCAUGGAAUCAAUGUCCCAGAGUGGACCUGAGGAUGUAUACACUUGUCAGUGUUUGGACAAUCCUCAAGUCAUCAAAUGUGAAGACAAUCAAGACAGUGUCAUAAUCAAGGAUAGCUACUGGGCUGGCUAUGUUGAGGCGGGCACUCCCAACCUGUUCUUCCACCCCUGUCCUCCUGGUUACUGUCAGUGCUCACUCAACAGCAGUCUGGGCCCACAGAAAUGUGUCUACACUUACACUCACAGUAACCAGGACCUGCAGUGCACACCUGAGAGAGAGGGUAUUUUGUGUGGCUCAUGCAAGGCGGAGUACGGAGUGAGUGCUCUCCUCAAUAAAUGUGCCACCUGCUCGAAUGGAUACAUCAGUUUGCUCGUUGUUCUUGUAUUUUUGGAGGUUUGUGUCCUGGUGCUAAUUGUUGUGAUCGACAGACCAAUAUCAAGUUGGUUGUAUUCGUUUAUCUUCUAUGUACAGAUUGCUCCAUACAUGAUGGGAUAUUUUUCGGAGAGUUUUCAAACUGUUGGCAUCUACGUUACAUACCUUCAAAGUGCACUAGGGAUGUACUUUAUAUACGAUUUCUGUCUCUUCAAUAACCUGCACCCACUUCUCUCGUACCUGCUUCGCUACAUUCCUACCAUAAGUGCAACUAUCGUGUUCACAAGCAUUUGGAUAACAAGGAAGAGUCGUUGUCUCAAGAUGAAGUCUCUCAAUCACCAUGGUUAUUGGCUGAUAGUGAUUCUCCUCUACCCUCAGCUGGUCCACACCUCUAUCUCAUUACUCAACUGUCCUCAGCUGCCAGACUCUACUGGGAGAACUUCAGCCCGAUGGCUUGCAAAUGGAAGUGUGAAAUGUUUCAGGGGAUGGCACCUACCACUUACUGUUCUGGCAAUCUCUGUUCUACUCAUUUGUUUCUCCAGCGUGAUUUUAACACUGGUCAUUACAGUGAAGAGACCUCUACGCUUCAAGAAAUUGUUAUCCCCGUUGACUGUUGCUUAUCAAGAGAAGAGCCAAUGGCUCUUUGCUGGAAUGGAACUGGGAAGAAGAUUGUUACUUCUCAUUCUCAUAAUCACAUUCCCUCUUAAUAGAGUGUACGCAAUCUUGAUCCUUGUUCUAAUAUUGUCAGCUUAUGCGUAUUUCAUGCCGUAUAAAUCAUGGUUUGCAAAUGCCACUGAAGUGGUGGUGCUACUGAACUUGAUUAUCCUCUUACUACUAAGCACUACACCACUGGUGAGAGAAUCAUUUGGUGCUUUGAUAGAAAUCAAUCCGGGAAAUUGGCUAUUAUACUUAUACAUCCUCUACUAUCUUCCGAUUGUACUCCUUGUUGCUCUCGGCAUCAGUCUGACAGUACAUAGACUUUUAAGGGUUAUCCAGAAGAAGGCGAGAGAAAACCAUGGCAAUGUGGAUACCACAGGCAUGGACAAUCUAACAUCUGCGAGGGAGGACACAUUUUGCAAGAGCACUUCCUAUACACUUCACAUAACGAGGGGCAAAGGAGAGGAGUCUCUUGUGAUGGAAGUUGAACAAAGUACUGAUGAACUUUAACAUUAUCGUAACAUUAUAGCGUAUGCAUGCAUGUAGCUACAUUGUGUAGGUAUGAAUGUGCGUUAUGGACUAUAGAUCUAUGCACAACUCUCAGAUUCAAUUUACAAUUUAGGACCAUGCAUAAGUUGAUUAUAACAAUAAAAGUCGUUUAUUACUAUAAGUUGUCCUAUAAGGAAAUCAAGCCAUAUAUACACGUAUCCGUCACCGUAUAAAUUGAAGCAUGUUAACUCUA